Molecule: messenger RNA, 2029 nt
Organism: Hyposmocoma kahamanoa
Lineage: Eukaryota; Metazoa; Arthropoda; Insecta; Lepidoptera; Cosmopterigidae
Product: zinc finger protein 782-like
Exons: 9
Coding region: 1-1629 (542 amino acids)
Biological process (GO): regulation of transcription by RNA polymerase II
Cellular component (GO): nucleus
Molecular function (GO): RNA polymerase II cis-regulatory region sequence-specific DNA binding; zinc ion binding; DNA-binding transcription factor activity
Source: RefSeq, a predicted model, not a curated record
AUGGAGGAUUUGCUUGCGUGCCGUGCUUGCCUCGCCACAGACGCGAAACUGUUCAAUAUGUAUAAAUACGACCUCGUUAGCCCGUACGAAAUGGUCACAGGCAUACAGAUGACUUCAUCGGACAGCCUUCCCCAGCAGCUCUGCAGCUUUUGCCUGGUACAUUUGCAGAAAAGCGCUCUGUUCCAGCAGAGGUGCCGCAAUGCUCAAGAAUUAUUGCACUACGCUAUUUUACAAGGGCAUUUGCUAACUACAGAUUAUGUUCACAACAUAGAUCGUGAAACACACAAUCUCAUUCAGCCAUACACCUCAAUAGUGUAUAAUGAUUUAAUAAACAUAAGCCGCAUUGUAAAACAGGAACAGUCUGAUGAAAGUGACAAUAAUAUCACCGACAUUAACAACGUAGAUGAUGAUAUUGAGAAAUCACCCAAAUUAGAUGACAGACUUGAUGGUAUAGACAACAUAAAUACGGUAAAACUGGAACAAGACAAUUUUGACUCCAACAGCGAUGAAAUACCAUUGUCAAAUAUGAUGAAAAAAAGUAAAAAGCGUAAAAGGAAAUGUAAAAAUUCAAUUGAUUUAGAAAAUAUGAAGAUCAAGGAUGAAAACAACAUUGAGGACAUUGGUGAUGUACCAAUGGAAUUUGACAAUUUUGAUAAUUUAAUUGAUGAUGACAAUUUUGAUAAGGGCAGUGAUAUAGAGAUGAUAGUGUUGACAAAAGAACAGCAGAUUGAGGAGGUGUUGUGUAGAAAAAACUCUUUGAAUUAUAAAAAUAGUGUAUUCAAUUCUCCCAUCGACAGCAAGUCCACCAGCCACCUGACCCACAUCCGUCUCCAGCACCCAUCGUCACACGCGUGUGACGUGUGCGGGGAAUCCUUCUUGGGGGACAACGGGCUGAGGCUGCACAAGAAGAAGGCGCAUAAAGAUGAUUCUGGGGAAAACAAAGAAACAAAGUGCAUGAUGUGCGGCACGAGCUUCCGGAACUCGCCAGCGCUGGAACGCCAUGUUGCUGGACAGAACGGCACGUGCAACCCCGACCUCCGGCCGUGUGUCCACUGCGGAGAGAGCUUCGUGUCGGUAGAGUUGCUUGAGGAUCACGCCAGGUGUCACCAGAAGGACAAAACGGUUAAAUGUAUUGAGUGCGAUCGGGUCUUCGCGCAUGCGCGUUCUUUCUCCAUCCACCACCAACGCGUCCAUUUGGGAGUCAAGAGCGUGCAGCGAAGGAAGAUUACCCCGUCUCAUAGCGAUUCGGCGGUUUGCGAACUCUGCGGGAAAUCUUUUAUUUCCCGCGCGACCUUGGUGUACCAUCAGCGGACGCAUACCGGCGAGAAGCCCUACCAGUGCAACGAGUGCCCCAAGAGGUUCAGCAUGUAUCAGAGACUGCAGAUUCACAUCAGAACACACACAGGCGAGCGCCCCUUCAAAUGCUCUCAGUGUCCCAAGGGGUUCAAACACAAGGCAGCUCUAAACAGACAUAUCAGGGUACAUACAGGAGUAAAACCCUACGUGUGCGUGCAUUGCAAUAAGGCGUUCUCUCAGUCGAAUUCGUUGAAGACACAUAUAGCAACAGUGCACCUCAAAAGGCCGGCGCCCUACAGGAAAAGUGGACGCAAGAUUGAUUACCUAGAAUGAGUUACUGUAACUGUAUUAUUGAAUUACAGGGUUCGAAAUUACCAAAAUAUUAAUUUUCUUUGAUAAUUCGAUAAUUAUCUAUAGUUUUAAUUAUUAAUACAAAGAUAUAUUAUAGAUUUCUCACAGAUGGUGCUACUGCAAAACGUCGUUAAAAACCGAAACAAAGUCCGCUGGUUCGGUCCAUGGCUUAGUUAGCAUAGCUUCUAGCAUGGUUUGUUAGAAGAUGCUGGUUCGAAUCAGGCCGGAUCGAAGGAAUUUUUUCUAAGUGUUCGAUCUUUUUAUUAAUAAUUGUUAAUGAUAAUUAUCUGAUGUUUAUUCGAUAAUUAUUCGUAGUUUUGUCUCUUUAAUUUCCGAUUAAAAAUGAAAAUACUAACAUAUUGUAUAAAAAAGAAAUCUAUAA